AGCUAUUUGGCUCGUGGCUGUGAAGGCCAGUGAACCCAGCAUGGCUUUCUUGGCAAGCUUGCGCCCGGACGCGACGUCCAAGGCCGUGGUGAGCUUCGACCGAACCAAGGCCUUCUACAUCUUCAGCCUGGUUGCCUUCCACCAGGGUUUCCUGAAGGCCCCCAGGCAUUCCGUUCAGAUCUCGCAGCACCUAGCCUACGAGACGGUGGAUCAUGGCGUGGAGAUGAUGAUGGGCAUGUCCCUCAUCUCCGGGUGGCUAUCUUCCUCCACAUGGAAGAACAUCUCGUGGAAGGAGCACAUGACCAAGAAGGUGGCAAGGCUGAUCCCAGCCUACAUCGUUGCAGUUGCCAUCACCGGCAUAUCGCUUAUGAUGCGCGGCACUUGGGUUCGAGUAUUUCACUUUGCCCUGGACUGCGUCACCUUGGGAGGCUGGAAUCCCUAUUUGAUUUGGUGGUCCUGCAACCGGCCUUUGUGGUUCAUCUCCACCUUGCUUACCUACCACUACCUCUCGCCCCCAUUCCUUCGCUGGACGCGGCGCAGAAGUGUUGUGGAGCUGGCUGCUUCCCUCCUCCUCCUGUACUUGACGCGUUUGGCCCUUGCGUGCAGUGUGUUGGUUUUCCUGGCAGGCAUGCCUGGGGGACUGCAGGAGAACGCCCGGGUCAUUCAUGUGUGGAGCCCCACGCAGAUCUGGAUCCCAUUCAUGGGGGCAAUCUUGGAGCAGCUGGUGGCGAACCUCCAGGUCCCUUCCUCGACCAAGCGCUGGCAUGUGUGGCUGGCGUCGGACUUGCUGCUUUUGAUCCUGAUUGCAUUCACGCUCUUUGUGCCGCAGACCGGCACUCCAUUGGCUGAUGCCCUCAUUGCCUACGCCAAUCUGAUAACAGGACCGCUGCUGCUGGCCUUGGUCGCCCUGAUGAGCUGCGACAGCAACUCGUUCCGAAAGCUGACCAGCAUCACCGAGGGCUCUUGCCGGCUCUUCAGCAACAUGCUCAAGCUAUCCUACACGCUGUACUUGACACACUGGCCAAUUGCAGAGAUCUUGCAUGAUGCGGGCUUCUUUGAUGAGGACUCGUGGGACUGCAUGCUUGGAACCACGCUUGUUUCCAUUCUACUUGCUCUCUGCUGCGACACCAUCGUGGUGGAGCCUUUCACCAAAUUCUUCUGCUCCCUCGUCUCUCCGAAGCGUCCGCCAGCGGAUCCAGAGAAGGGAACGAUUGCGAAGAUUGGCAAGGCCGAUGGAGGUGCUCCUAGUGACACGGCCGGAGUUGUCCUUGAGGUGGAGUGUGUCUCUCCCAAAAGCACCGAUGCUCUGCAGGGCGGGGCAUCCUUUUGCUCCACUCCGACGAGCAGCAGUCUACAGAGCCUACCGUUUUCCUUUAUGACAUGUUUUUCGGCCAGGAAUCCGUGAGCAGCGACCGAAGAACUUCAUAUUUCUUUUUUUGACAGCUGAGCUGACAUGAGACCAGCCAGCGCGGGCUGGUGAUGUCUUGGUUUUGAGCCGGGUGCUUGUGCAGACUGCUGUGACGGCGAGCCACGUUCUGUUUGCUUGUUGGGCGCAUUUCUCAGCUUACGCGUUUGGCUUUUUCCGCGCUGUCCAAGCAGCAGUUUGGACACACCGCCAAGCGAGUUUCAGGAAAUGGGGUGGCGCUCCAACGCGUCCAAAGUUGAAGAACUUUGGGUGGUCGUCGCCGGUUCGGUGCAUGCCAAAUAGCGUUGCGAACUAGGUACACGUAGACGGCCACAUUGCGAACUC
Molecule: messenger RNA, 1750 nt
Organism: Effrenium voratum
Lineage: Eukaryota; Dinophyceae; Suessiales; Symbiodiniaceae
Source: the annotation of a GenBank genome assembly